Octopus sinensis (East Asian common octopus) is the source of this 1081-nucleotide messenger RNA. Its product is annotated as U3 small nucleolar RNA-associated protein 14 homolog C-like. The record is from RefSeq and is a predicted model, not a curated record. Bases 185 to 1081 code for a protein of 298 amino acids. Gene Ontology annotation, biological process: rRNA processing. The transcript has 3 exons. NCBI's taxonomy places the organism in Eukaryota, Metazoa, Mollusca, Cephalopoda, Octopoda, Octopodidae. Gene Ontology annotation, cellular component: small-subunit processome; nucleolus.
AGCUUUGUAUGAACGAGCAAAGCAGGAUGUGAAUUUAUGGCAACCCACUGUCGAUAUGAAUAGAAAGGUUUGGAAAUACCCCAAUUCCUAGUCCGACCAAGUUGUGUACCCUCUGGAACACGUGAUCCCCAGAAAUGAGAGGAUUGACCCCUACAAGGCACUAUGUCGGACUGAGGACUGUGAAAUGGAGAGGGAAAUCCAAUCAGUGCUUUCAGCUAACAAAAAUACAGUCAAAUCAGCUUUGACUCUCACAAAAAAUGAAAGAAAGGUCCUAAAGGCAAUGGAUGUUGAAAGCGCUCGAAAAAUGCAGUCAGAAUUGGCCCGUCUUCGGUCACUUCAAGCAAAAUAUGAAAAGAAGGCGAAAUGGGCCAAGAAAAUCAAAAGUAAAAGUUACCGCCGCAUUACUCGGCACGAGAAGAGGAAGAAAGAUGAGAGGACCCUGGGAAACCUCAAGGAACAGGACCCUGAGGAGUUUUCCCGACGUGUUCUCCAACUCCGAACUGACCGAAUGAAGGAAAGAAUGAGUUUGAAGCACUCGGCGUCCACAAAAUAUGCACAUAACCAAAAAAUGUAUGCCAAAUACAACGAAAGUGUAUGUGAAAUAUUAAUUUGGAGGAGUAGUCUCAAGUUGGGGGACUUUAGUGUGGAGACUGGGAUGUCCGUGUGUCCCAAUGAGCAGCCAAACUUUGAGGAUAUUGCUGGGAAUGUGACAUAUGGAGUCGAUGUGGUCGGGGAGUUCAAGGAUGAGAAGCAGAAAGUUGUUGAAGACGAGAAAGAAAGAGAUUUGGAGGCUUUUCUUCCUGGGUGGAAUUCGUGGGCUGGCCCUGGAAUUAAGAAAAAUAAAAAACGUGAGUCUCAGUAUACUGUGAAAGCGCGGGAAAAUCCUCGCCGUGAUUCUGGACACGUUCCCUUCCCGUUUUUGAGUGUUGCCCAGUUUGAGGCGAGUUUGAGGACUCCGAUUGACCGAACGUGGGUGCCGGAGAGUGCAUUUAGGAAAAUGAUCAAAUCGAGGGUUGUCACUAAAUCGGGAACCAUCAUCCAGCCCAUUUGCAAGAAAGCUGUCAGACCUAAUCGAACGUGA